Prunus armeniaca (apricot) is the source of this 894-nucleotide messenger RNA. The record is from the annotation of a GenBank genome assembly. Lineage: Eukaryota; Viridiplantae; Streptophyta; Magnoliopsida; Rosales; Rosaceae.
AUGAUGAUCGUUGCCACCGACUACUUUGCUAAAUGGAUCGAGGCCGAAGCUCUAUCCUCUACUAAAGAAGCCGAUGUGGAGCGAUUCGUCUGGAGAAAUAUCAUCUGCCGGUUCGGCUGCCCACAAUCGUUGGUCACUGACAAUGGCUCACAGUUCAUUGGCAAGCAGAUCACCGCCUUCUUUGCGAAAUACAAGAUCAAGCAACACCUGUCCACUCCAAGGUAUCCACAAGGAAAUGGGCAGGCCGAGGCAUCCAACAAAGUCAUAUUAGACUGCUUGAAGAAAAGGCUAGAAGGCGUCGAAGGGAAAUGGGUGGACGAACUCCCCGGAGUACUAUGGGCUUAUCGCACCACCAAACGAAGGUCGAUUGGCGAAACCCCAUUUUCCCUUGCCUAUAGAACUGAAGCGAUCAUUCCUCCUCACGUCACUGUCCCCUCUAUAGGCAUUGAAGUCGGCAAUAUAGAGCAAAACUCCGAGCAGAUGAGACUCAACCUUGACUUACUUAAAGGCGAGCGCGAGAAGGCCAUUAUCCGAGUCGACUCCUAUCAACAGCGGUUGAAGUCCUACUACGACAAAAGAGCUAAGAUCAUACAGUUUCAACCUGGCGACCUUGUGCUAAGAAAGGCCUUCAUCACUGCACAAAGACAAGGGUCUAAGAAAAUGAAACCCAAUUGGGAAGGCCCUUAUGUGAUCAGCCGGUCCAGGGGCAGAGGAAGCUACACGCUGGACACCGUGGAUGGGAAGGAAAUACCACGGCAAUGGAAUGCCUACCAUCUCCGAAAGUAUUAUCCCGUCCUUCGGGAGACGCAGGGCAACGACCAGAAGCGUCCUUCGGGAGACGCAGCCCAUAAAAGCGUCCUAAGGGAGACGCAGGGUGCGCCAGGAAUUUCCUAA